UUCAGCCGCGAGACGUACUCUCCAUCUGGGGCGCGAGGAGGGAUUACGCGCUUAUUAUCUUCUUAGCUCUAAAUGGCCCCGCGUUCCUGACUUCGUCGUCCCCUCUGUCGUCAAACAAACUCAGCAUAUAAAGCGGGAGAGACAAAAGAAAUGGCAUUAAAACGCCAUACGAUAUUCUUUGUGGAAAUAACUACCUAUCGCUCUUUCGAAGUACUAUUUCGCGCGUAAAAUCGUGACACCACUGGGUCGGCACAGCAUCGCCACGAGCCCUGUUCCGCGCGCAGGGUCGUUAGGAUAGGCCUAUAAGUGAUCUUUUGCAGACUUUAAUCUUAUCAGUGUCAAACCGUAGUUGCCUUCUUCACCCGGCCAGCAGAAGAUUUUUCAGGGUCGUUUCGCCUUUCUUCGGUUUAAGUUUAAGCUUUUUUCUUCACCACCCAUCGCGGGUGUUUGUGAGAACUUUAAUCGGUUCAGCAACAGCCAGGCGACACUUUUAUAGGUGUGUUUUCGAUAUAGAUUAAUAUGACGGUUUGACCGGUUUACUCUUGUGACUAAAAUAAGAUGGAGUCUACACACCCAGAGAGGCGUCUGCUCCUCUUGUUUUUCCUGGUCGCGUUCAUCAGCCACGUUUGUUUUUGCACCAGGAAAACAACCGUUCGUAGAUCAGAUCGUCUGAGUCCUCCUCUGGACAUCCAGCUGGAGACGGUGAACUGCACCGCGGUCAACAUUCGCUGGAAGAUGCCUCGACGGCAUGUCAGUACCAUCACUGGAUACAAGGUCUUCUAUAAAGAGAUGAGGAACAGCCGCCCAGGUGGUACAGCCUCCAUAUUGGAGGUUCCUCUGAGUCUGGACAUGCUAACCACUGGGCAGUUUGACGGACAAGCAAGUUUCGAUGUAGACAUUGGAAGCCUGAAGGUGAACACUCAGUACAGAGUGAGUGUGGGGGCAUAUGGUUGGGCAGGAGAGGGAAGGCCAAGCAUGCCUCGAGAUGUUAGCACUUCUGCACAAGAAAUGUGCAUGCCCCCAUCGCCACCCACCCAGCCAAUGGUCGCGGCAGUGUCUGAAACAGAGCUUGCGUUGUCAUGGAAAGAAGGAGAAAGUGAGGGAAGCGCACCUGUCCUCCACUACCUUGUUGCUUACAUCAGACCAGAGAUGGACACUGAGUGGACGUCCAUCCGGGAGCCCAUCGAGGCCACCUCCAUGGUCCUGAAGGGUCUCAUGCCCGACACCGAGUACCAGUUUGUGGUGAGGGCCGUCAACGUGCACGGGGUCAGUCCGCCCAGCCAAAUCAACACGCCCGUGCGCACCCUCGCUCCCUCAGACGUCGGCAGCGGAGACUACGGACAGCGCUACAAUACAGACUCCACGGCCAAGGAUGACGAUAGCUAUGACGUCGAUGAUUCCGACUAUGAUAUUUUCAUUGAAGAGUUGUACCCAGGCGCCGGGGAAGACAACCGCAAAUCCCAGCUCCGCUCUCGCCCUGAAACGCCGUCCGGGGGAAAUGUGGUCUACCGCAUGAACACCGCCACCCCUCCUAAGGUCACGACCCCGGACGCCUCCGCCCUCCCUGACCUCCUCUUUCGCCCGGUCUUCUCAACCCCACCCCAACUGAAGCCUGUCCCUGUUCCCAAGACAACAGCCACGCCCACCACAACGCCGGCCACUACGACUACUAGUACUACUACCAGGUACACCACCCUGGCCCCCACCACCACCGCGGCCCCCACCAUGAGUCCGUGGAUGGGGGAUGUCCCUCGCGUGUACGAGCUGACGUGUGAUGACACCGUCUGCCCCCCGGAGAGCUUUUGCCUGGGAGACCUUGACAGCGGGGGGUCGCGCUGCCACUGUAACCUGGGGCGACGCGGAGACACCUGCUCCGAGGUGGUUCCAAUAAACUUCCCCAGGUUCUAUGGCUACUCACACAUGACCUUUGAACCUCUGAAAAACUCCUACCAAACCUUUCACAUCACCAUAGAGUUUAAGGCAGACUCAGAGGAUGGCCUGCUGCUCUACUGUGGGGAGAAUGACGCUGGACGGGGGGACUCCACCUCCUUGGCGCUGGUGAGGGGAAGGCUACACUACAGGUUUAACUGUGGCACCGGGGCUGCCCAGAUACUCAGUGAGAGCAGCAUUGUACUGGGCCAGUGGCACACGGUCACCAUCUUCAGGGACGGGAUGAGCGGCUGGCUCCGUCUGGACAACAACACCCCCGUGUCGGGUCGCUCGCAGGGCCUGUACACGAAGAUCACUUUUCGUUCUCCACUGUACGUGGGCGGUUCCCCAAGUGCCUAUUGGCUGCUCAGAGCGACAGGGACCAACCGCGGCUUUGCAGGGUGUGUUCAGAGCCUUUCCUUCAAUAACAAGCCAACGGACAUACGACCGUGGCCAUUGGGCAAAGCCCUAAGUGGGGCUGAUAUCGGUGAGUGCAGUGACAGUGUGUGUGAUCUGGUCACCUGUUUCAACGGAGGGAGCUGCUUUGCCAACCGUGCCGACGGCUACAUCUGUUUGUGUCAGCUGGGCUUCAGAGGAACUCUCUGUGAAGACACUUUCUCGUUGCUGCUGCCCCUCUUCAACGAGACGCUGCGGUCGUACGCGGCCGUCGCCUGGCCCCAGGCCUUCCAGAGCUACCUGUCCUUCACCGAGUUCGAGAUGACCUUUCGACCCUUGCUGGCCGACGGGACGCUGCUGUACAGCGACGACGCACGGAGCGGCGACUUCAUCGCCAUCAACCUGGUGGACAGUUACGUGGACUUCAGGUUCGACUGCGGCUCCGGGAGCGCCACCAUCAGGAGCCUGGAGCCUGUUACCAUGGAUACGUGGCAUGAGUUGAAAGUGUCUCGGACGGCCAAAAGCGGCAUUCUACUAGUGGACAACCAGAAGCCAACAGAGGGAAUCGCUGAGGGAGCCUUUACUCAGAUCAAAUGCAGCUCUCCUUUGUAUGUCGGGGGAGUACCAGUCUACGAUCAAACCAAACCCAGCGCAGGUGUGAUAAGACCCUUCACUGGCACCAUCCAAAAGCUGGUGCUUAACGACCGUGCCAUCUCAAUCACAUCUGGUUCAGCUGGAGGGGUAAACUUGGCUAACGCAGUUCAUCCAUGUGUGGACAGCCCCUGUGCCAACGAAGGGACGUGCAGGCCAAAGUGGGACGGCUACGAGUGUGACUGCCCCCUAGGGUAUGAUGGCAGACACUGCCAAAAAGAAUGCGGAAAUUACUGUCUUAAUACUGUGACCGAAGCCAUCGAGAUUCCACAGUUCAUUGGACGAAGCUACCUGACUUAUGAGAACAGUGACAUCCUGAAAAGGGUGACGGGGGCUAGAACCAGCCUGUUCAUGCGCUUCAGGAGCACCGCCAAGGGGGGCCUGUUGCUAUGGCGAGGCGACAGUCCUAUGAGGCCCAACAGCGACUUCCUGUCUAUGGGGCUUCAGGAUGGAGCACUUAUCUUUAGUUACAACCUUGGCAGUGGGUCCGCUAAUGUGGUCGUGAAUGGUUCCUUCGGUGACGGACGGUGGCACAGAGUGAAAGCAGUCCGGGAUGGCCAAUCAGGGAAGCUGACAGUGGAUGACUAUGGCGCCAAGACUGGCCGCUCACCUGGCAAGAUGAGGCAGCUCAACAUCAACGGUCCUUUAUACGUCGGUGGCAUGAAGGAGGUAGCCCUGCACACAAACAGACAACAUGUAGGAGGUCUGGUCGGCUGCAUAUCCCACCUCACACUGUCCACCGACUUCCACCUUGGCCUGGUGGAGGAUGCCGUCGAUGGCAAGAACAUUAACACCUGCUCUAACUGACCAACUAUCGACCACAGGCAGUGGCUAUUUUGGAGAGGUCCUUUUUCCCACACUGACAAACAUGAUGAAACUCUUCAGCAACUAGGAAACUCUUUCUGUCAAGACUGAAGUUUGUUAAUGUACAGUAUACCGUACCAGAAAAUGAAUGAGGUGAAAAUGAAAUUUGAGCCAGCAAAAUGCUUACACAAUUCUAUGAUUGGAAAUUGUGAACUUUUUGUAUUGAAUGCUAUCAAUAUUUGAAGACAUUUGACGACCUUGUGAAACUCAAAUGGAAAACACAACAACAAACCAGAGAAGCAGCACCAUAACAAAACCAAAGAAAACCAAAUAUACUUCAGAAACCAAUAAAUUGUUCUGUGUCCUGAAUGAGAAAAUGAGUUACUAGAAAUGCAGCCUUUGAAAACCUUUUGAGGGACAAUUUCAUUGAUUUCAUUGAUCAAUGAAGGGUUAAGGGUUUUUCCCCCAUGAUUUCAUUUCAUUGAUUCGAGAAAGAACAUAAAGAAAUAGUACUUAGCAGAAAUAGCAGAAAGUUAUAGUCGGUCUGUGUAUUUUGAGCUCGAAAAUCCUAGCUAUUUUAUUGUUAUUUAUGUGAAGGUUCACUUCUUAUACUGUAUGUCGUGGUCUUUGUGUAUUUCAUUUCAAUUUACAUCUACAUUUUGUAAAAAAAAAAAAAAAAAAGCUUUGUAACGUAUGCCAGGAAGGUAAAGAUUUCUCUUUCUGCGAGUGUUAAUAACCAGGACCAAAUUAUUAUCAUUGACAGGCCAUGCGAGUCAAUGUGGGUAAUUUCCCUCAUAAGUAAACCUCUCCUUUUUAAAAAUGUUCUAAUUUGUAAACCUCUAUUUGUGAACCUAUUUUUCAAAUUGUGUGUUUCAUGAGGAAAUUCAAGAUUCCUAAUGUAUAGGUCCUGCCCAUUUAAGACAAAUAAUCCCAUCCCAUAUCCAGAUCUCACAAAUUCAGAUUCUGUUUCUCUGCCAUAGUUGGAAAUCAAUUGCUGCCCAGCAAAGACUAGGAUUAUAUUUAUUGUGAAACUCAAUGGUGAAUAUCAGGAUGGUCUCACGAGACGAGACUAGACAAAUAUGGCAGGUAGCACAAAUGACAGAAACGUGAGUGCGAGUCUCUCGCAAAUUAAAAUGUACACAAUGCACUGAAUGUUGUGGUUCCAGUAAUAUGGUAGUUUGUUGGACUAUCAGUGAUUCCUAUAACUUCCUUUUGGACACCCAACUGUACAUUUUGUUUAUUAAUGAGUUA
Molecule: messenger RNA, 5031 nt
Organism: Gadus macrocephalus (Pacific cod)
Lineage: Eukaryota; Metazoa; Chordata; Actinopteri; Gadiformes; Gadidae
Product: pikachurin
Exons: 25
Coding region: 559-3783 (1074 amino acids)
Molecular function (GO): protein binding; calcium ion binding
Source: RefSeq, a predicted model, not a curated record